Molecule: messenger RNA, 2907 nt
Organism: Cryptomeria japonica (Japanese cedar)
Lineage: Eukaryota; Viridiplantae; Streptophyta; Pinopsida; Cupressales; Cupressaceae
Product: elongator complex protein 2
Exons: 11
Coding region: 167-2758 (863 amino acids)
Biological process (GO): tRNA wobble uridine modification
Cellular component (GO): elongator holoenzyme complex
Molecular function (GO): protein binding
Source: RefSeq, a predicted model, not a curated record
UCUAAAACCUUCUGCUGUGAAUGAAUGAAGAAGAUAGUGGAAAUGUUACGGAGGAGUGGCUGACAUGGGACCGAAGGUUGUGCUGUUGAAGAAGUUGAAUAUUGUUCUUUUUAUUUACCGUCUUCUCUGAUUUUGCUUUGCCUGUUUCCCAGUAAAAGAAAGAGUCAUGGAUGAAGACAGAUCUUUUAAUAGCAUCGAUGUGCACAGACUAUUUAUUGGAGCUGGAUGCAACAGAAUUGUUAAUACAGUUGCCUGGGGUCCAUCUGGUUUGGUUGCUUUUGGUGCUCACAAUGCAGUAGCGAUAUUUCAGCCACAGGCAGCUAGAAUAUUGACUACACUUCCAGGUCAUAAAGAUAUUGUAAACUGCGUGGAAUGGCUUCCCCGGAAUAAGGAUAUUUGCAAACAUGACUAUGGUUCACUGGAAGAACAGUUCCUGCUAUCUGGAAGUGCUGAUGGAGUCAUCAUAAUUUGGGCUUAUCUUCCUUCACAGAGCAAGUGCAGACAGGUAUCGCAGGUGCCAAAAUCUCAUGAAAAAGGUGUCACCUGCAUUUCUGGUGCUAUGCUUAAUAAUCUUGAAGGACUCUUCGCAUCAUCCUCCUCAGAUGGCACUGUUUGUGUAUGGGAAGUUGGGUUUCCAAGCCAGUCUGGAGGUGACUGUAAUUUGUCAAUGCUGCAAACUAUACAUGUGGGUACAAGAACAAUGGUUGCUCUUGCCCUUGCUGAAUUGCCAGGAAAUGCUGCAGAUUGGAUUUUAGCUAUGGGAGGACUUGACAACAAGGUUCAUCUAUAUGUUAGUGAAAGGAGGGGGAAGUUUGUACCUGCAUGUGAACUGAAAGGCCAUCAAGAUUGGAUACGCAGUUUGGAUUUUUCAAUUCCUACAAUAGCUGAGGAGAGGAUGGAGAUUUUUGUUACAAGUUCCUCCCAAGAUAAAACUAUUAGGAUAUGGAAAGUAUCAUUUCAUAGUUAUUUGAGUGAACAUAAAGAGGAGGCACAAAGCAUCCAAAGUGUUAGUUUGAAAACAUAUAUUGAAGGACCCAUGUUUAAAUUGGGCACAUCUGUAUGGCAAGUUUCUCUAGAAUCUCUUCUUGUUGGACAUGAAGAUUGGGUAUAUUCUGUAAGUUGGCAACCUCCUUUGAAGAUUUCUAUUGAUGACAACAAUGCUUGCUGGAUACAACCUCAGAGUAUUUUAUCCGCAUCAAUGGACAGGACAAUGAUGAUAUGGAGACCUGACAGGAAGACAGGAAUCUGGAUCAAUGAUGUUACAGUUGGAGAAUUAAGUCAUUCUGCUUUAGGGUUUUAUGGGGGUCUAUGGAGUCCUAAAGGAGAUGCCAUUUUGGCUCAUGGAUAUGGUGGAUCUUUCCAUCUUUGGAAAAAUGUUGGUCUUUCAGUUGAAGAUUGGCAGCCUCAGCUAGUUCCGUCGGGGCAUUCUGCAGCAGUAUUAGAUCUGGGAUGGGCUAAAUCUAGGCAGUUUAUACUGUCAGCCAGUCAUGAUCAGACAACUCGAAUUUUUGCUCCCUGGGAAAGGCACAAGGAUGGCAAGUUAGAAAUAUCAUGGCAUGAAAUUGCUCGUCCACAAGUCCAUGGUCAUGAUAUAAACUGUAUGGCUAUUAUAAAAGGAGAAGGAAACCAUCGUUAUGUUAGUGGAGCGGAUGAAAAAGUUGGAAGGGUCUUUGAGGCCCCACUAUCAUUUCUACAGACUUUGCAGCACACUGCCUGGGGACAUUUGGGAAAGCAAGAUGUUAACAAUGAAGACAUCCAAAUUUUGGGUGCCAAUAUGUCUGCACUUGGAUUAUCUCAAAAGCCUAUCUAUGUUCAUGCAAGUACCACAAGGGCUUCAGUUGCAUCUUCUCAAGAUUUUUCAGAUGGAAUGGAAACUAUUCCAGAAGCUGUUCCUGUUGUGUUAACAGAGCCUCCCCUUGAAGAAAACUUGUCCUGGAAUACUUUAUGGCCUGAAUCUCACAAGCUUUAUGGUCAUGGUAAUGAACUAUUUACCAUGUGCUGCAAUCAUGAAGGGAAGAUUAUUGCAACAGCUUGCAAGGCACAAUCAUCAAAUGUAGCAGAGAUAUGGCUAUGGCAAGUAGGCUCAUGGAGAGCCAUCGGUCGACUUCAUUCUCAUGCUCUGACUGUAACACAAAUGGAAUUCUCCCGUGAUGAUCAUUUCCUGCUGUCAGUAUCGAGGGAUCGGCAUUUUUCUGUAUUUCGGCUAGAGAAAAAUGGAACCGAUGAGGUUAAAUAUGAACUUGUUGCAAGACAUGAUGCACACAAAAGAAUAAUCUGGUCAUGUUCAUGGAACACAUGCCAUCAUGUAUUUGCGACAGGAUCGAGAGAUAGGACGGUCAAAAUAUGGAAAAUAACGGAAUCCAAGAGCGAAAGUUAUGUUACAGAGCAAUUGAGUCUUCCUCAAUUCAGUAGCAGUGUUACAGCUGUAUCAUGGUCUCCACGUAGCAAUUUCAAAGAUGAUCUACUUGCAGUUGGCAUGGAAAAUGGACUUAUUGACAUCUGGAGGGUUACUUUGCAAGACAUGACCCCUGGAGGAGAACAUUUGCAGCCACAUCAAAGAUUUGACACUGUGACAGCUUCUAAAAUUAUAGGACUAGACAUUUACCUAUCUCAUGUGGCUACUGUUCACCGUUUGGUUUGGAGAGAAACCUCUGAAAGUGAAAAUAGUACGCUAGUUAACUCUUCAUCCACAGUUAUGCAACUAGCUUCUUGUGGGGCUGAUCAUACUGUUAGGAUAUUCAAUGUAGUAAUAGCGUGAGAUCUUGAGCCCUUCCAUGUAACACUGAAUCAGAUAAACUGUCAACCUUAUUUCUGUAGACCUAUUAGAAGGAUUAUGUAUUCAUGGAAGAGAUGUUUUUGACAUAUGUCGAUUAUGGAAGAAAAAAAAUCUUAUGUUUACCGGGAGAA